AUUACCGGAGACCAAAAAAAUUGAUGGCAGCAUAAUGACACGCGAUGAUCAUAUUAAAUGGUUUCACGGCCGCUUGACACGCGAGGACGCCGAUGAGUUGCUCAAACAAAGUUGUGAUGAUGGGACAUUCCUGGUGCGCGAGAGCAGCACAGCAGCUGGCGACUUUGUGUUGAGUCUUUUGUAUCAGGGCGAGGUCUGUCACUAUCAAAUAAGACGUCAUGGCGAGGAUGCUUUCUUCUCGAUUGAUGACAAAGGACAGACAAAGAUUUUACAUGGCUUGGAAACACUGGUCGACUACUAUCAACAGGAACCCAAUGGCCUUAUCACCAAGCUAUCGGUGCCUCUCUCUGGCGAUCCGCCACCGCACAACACUCGCAGUCAGGGUGUGACUAAUUUGCUGCAUCGUGCCACCACCAAAAACGAGAGCAAAGUUGUAUUCGAGCUGCUUAAGUGCGGCUAUCGCAAUUUUGAUGCCAAGAAUCAGGAUGGUCAAACAGCGCUCCAUCUCGCCGCUCUGUACUGCAAUGAAGACGUGCUGAAAUUACUUUUGGAUGCUGGCGUUCAAGUGAACAGUUCGGAUGCAUUUGGCUGCCAACCACUUCACUACGCUUGCCGUCAGAAGCCUGGCAGCUUCAUACGCACGCUCAUUGCCGCUCAAGCCAAUGUAGAGGGUCGAAACAUUGAAAACGGAUAUGUUCCCUUACAUGAAGCGGCCAAGCAUGGCAAUCUGGAGGCCGUCCAGGUGUUACUCUCAGCACAUGCACCGCUUUUGCCACGCACCAGCUCCGGCGAAUUUCCCUUUGAUCUGGCCAAGGAGGCUGGCCAAACGGCUGUCGAGGAGUUUCUGCUAAACUACAAGCUGCCGGCAGCGAAUACUAGUCGUGAGAGCUGGUAUCAUAGUACACUUAAACGUGAUGAGGCCAUCGAUAUACUCAUGCAAUUCGCCAAUCGUCUGGAACGCAAGCAGCUUGCCAUGGGUCAGACGGUGGACACUUCGGGCUGCUUUCUGGUGCGCUAUUCCGAGUCGCCGGCCGCAUCGGGCUACGUGCUAACCUUGCUAAGCGAUCAAGUGGCCAAAAACUUUCGCAUCUCACAAGCGGAUCUCUAUCAGAACGGCACUAAAUUUGAGUCCACAGGCUCAAAAUUUUUGUACAUUGACGAUGGCCCCUAUUGGCCGAGUCUUGAGCACUUGGUGGAACAUUUCAUGCAUUUCUCCUAUGGUCUGCCUGUCAGUCUGAAGUAUGCAGUGCCACCUCAGCCCAAGCCGGAAGUGCCUUCCUUUGCCACCAUUCCGCGUGCAACACAUAAACAACGCGACACACACAGCGAACCGAAUGCAGUGUUGUCUCACCAUCCAGGUACCAGCUCUGGACAUCAGCAUGCGCAGCAUGGUCAUGUGCCUGCGCUGACGAUAGCCAAGAAGAAACAAAAGGAGAAUAGCAGCUCGAUAUUCAAUUCGUUGCGUCUGACCAGCCCUAAGAAGGGACUCUUCGAUAUGAACUCGCUGCGCAAAACCAAAUUGAAGAACAAGCGCAGCGAUUCAGAAAGCAGCGCCACUGGCGCAUCACCCAACAGCAGAGCCAGCGAAGAGUUGCAUGUGGCAGCGCCAAUGCUUAAGAAUCUCUCGUUCUCAACAGACUUUAGCAACUUCAAUGUAGAUGGCGGCGAGUUGUAUAAUGUGCCACGCAACAAUACACCCGUCGAGCUGCCGCCAAUUGCUCACAAGACUGAGGCCGAGGUGGAGUAUUUCACCAAGAGCGACGUUGCCAUUGAAAGGGAACGCGCUGCGGCCCAGAACACCAAUGGAUAUUUACCGACAAUGGAUGUGCUAAUGUUGAUGGAUCAACCGCUCAAACAGCUGGGUUCAUCUGACAAGGUAUCGCGCCUGGACUCUGUUGUAUCGACAGGUUCGACAGAGAGUGAAAUGGCUAGUUAUCUGCAGCGCAAGUGCAGCGGCGAUGGAGUAUUAGCUGGUAUCAAUAGCAGCGAACUGGAGGCAGCAAAACAGAGAUUUUUCAUACAAAAGGAUCAACUGGAGUUGGUCGCCGAGAUUGGAGCUGGCGAAUUUGGAUCUGUGUACAGGGGCUGGAUGAGGCAGACAAACGCACCAGACAAUCGUGUGGAGGUUGCCAUUAAGACUUUGCGCGACGCAGAGCAGCAAGCCAUAAAUAAACAGGAGUUUCUGCGCGAAGCAUCUGUCAUGAUGCGACUGGAGCACAAGUGCAUCGUGCGUUUGAUUGGCAUCUCAAAAGGUGAUAUGCUUAUGAUGGUUCAAGAGCUGGCGCCUUUUGGUUCCAUGCUUCAGUAUAUUCUGGAUCACAGUGAUGAGCUGAAGGUUAACUUUGAGCUAAAGCUCUGGGCAUCUCAAAUUGCCUGUGGCAUGCAUUAUUUAGAGAGCCAACAUUUUGUGCAUAGGGAUUUGGCAGCACGAAACAUUCUUUUGACUUCCCGGAGACAGGCGAAAAUCAGUGACUUUGGCAUGUCGCGUUCGUUGAGCGCCGGCAGCGAUGAAUAUCACUUCACCCAGGGUGGACGUUGGCCCAUUCGCUGGUAUGCACCGGAGAGCUUCAACAAUGGCAUCUUCUCUCAUGCCAGCGAUGUUUGGUCAUUUGGCGUCACACUGUGGGAGAUGUUUGCGCUGGGAGCACCUCCAUACGGUGACAAACUGAAUGCUGAUGCCAUCGAACUGGUAAAUCAGGGUUACCGAUUACCCCAACCAGAUCUCUGUCCGGCCUAUAUUUUUGCGGUAAUGCACAGCUGCUGGAAUCAGCAUCCCAAGGAGCGGCCAACCUUUGCCUACCUUAUGGAGUUUUUCAGUCGCGAUCCAGACUAUCAGAAUCUUCCGGAACUGGUGCACUCCGUGCACAUUUAAAGUAUCACCGCAAUUGUAUAUGUGUCCGUAUAAUGUGCAAUGUCUCUCCAUACACGUAGUUUGUGUGUAUUCGUCGUUGGCUUAGUAAAUUCCAAUUUGUAAUGUAUUAUCUACCACGUACCAUAAAAUCAAUUGUUUUUUGUGUCAAAUAGCGAACAAGUGUGCCUUACAUUAAAUAUAUUAAUCACUAUUCAAUAAACUUUGUAUAUACAUCAGUAAUAUGUAUACAAAAGAAUUCGUCUGCUGAU
Drosophila albomicans is the source of this 3120-nucleotide messenger RNA. RefSeq names its product tyrosine-protein kinase Shark (gene Shark). The coding region runs from base 35 to 2872 and encodes 945 amino acids. Gene Ontology annotation, cellular component: extrinsic component of cytoplasmic side of plasma membrane. NCBI's taxonomy places the organism in Eukaryota, Metazoa, Arthropoda, Insecta, Diptera, Drosophilidae. The record is from RefSeq and is a predicted model, not a curated record. The transcript has 7 exons. Gene Ontology annotation, biological process: innate immune response; cell differentiation; protein phosphorylation. Gene Ontology annotation, molecular function: non-membrane spanning protein tyrosine kinase activity; signaling receptor binding; ATP binding.